GAGAGAGGAUUCUGGCAAUUGUCUUUCUUUUCAGACAUUUGAGAGCAUUUCGAGAUGAACGGAACAGAGUAUUUCAUGAACGCGACCGGCCCUGAACAUUGGGUCACUUUCAGUUUCGAAACGACCGACUUUAUCUGGGACGCUCACUUGUGGAUGAAGGAUUAUUGGUGGAAAUGCUUCUACUACACUGCUGUUUAUCUGAUCGUGAUUUUCGGGGGGAAACGUUACAUGUCUGACAAGCCGAAGUUCAAUCUGAGAAAUACGCUCGCGUUGUGGAGCGCAUCGCUGGGGCUAUUCUCCAUUAUAGGAUUUAUGAGAACGAUGCCGGAACUUUACCAUACAUUACAGCAUCACGGGUUUUACUAUAGCGUUUGCUCGAACAGUUACUACACACACGACCGCGUUUGCGCUUUCUGGUCGUGUCUGUUCGCCCUGUCGAAGAUCAUAGAACUCGGCGACACGGUGUUCAUCGUGCUACGAAAACAGCCGCUGAUACUAUUGCACUGGUAUCAUCACAUAACAGUCAUCUACUUCACAUGGCACGCAUAUUCGCUACUUGUCGGCACAGCCAGAUGGUACAUCGUGAUGAACUACUUCGUCCACUCGUGGAUGUACUCGUACUACGCCGUGAAAGCAAUGGAAUUCAAACUGCCGAAACGGUUCGCCAUGAUGAUCACCACGAUGCAGCUACUGCAAAUGGUUGUUGGGGCUGUCGUGACAGGGGCGACCUAUUACUACGUGAAGAAGGGCCAGAAAGAAUGCCACGCGACGGUUCUCAAUUCCACUUUCGGUCUGCUCAUGUACCUCAGUUAUUUCAUUCUGUUCGUCAGAUUGUUCCAGAAGUCUUACCUGUCGAGCAACAACGAACAGAAGAGACAGAGUCAGGAUCACGCCUACGAGAACAAGAUCAAAACUAAUUAGAGUGCAGAGAUUUGAAGAUUUUCGAGUCGAAGAGCGCGUUUUUUUUCCUGGAGACUCUGUUUUUUAGAUCUCUUUGGGAAAUGUUUUAGAGACUUUCUGUUGCCCGGAGGCACUCGCCCUCGAGAGACGUUUGAAGCCUCCUCCUUCCUGAAAGUGUGUAUCUGUCGAUUUAAAGUGCAGAGUGAUUGAUUUCGAUUGUUGAUUAAUCAGAGUGGAAUGACAGUACGAUUGAAAUAGAAAUAUCACGGGACUGGCGUGAAUUUCUAUAAGUUAAUUUUUAUAACGUUUCCUUUAUUAGCUUUGUAAGCUAAUAAAGUUUCAAGUCUUGUGAAUUUCAUUCGGCGCGAGAGAAAAUUUCCUCCUGACGAAAAGGAACUUGAGUUCCUGAAGACUUGAAAUUCCUUUAAGCCUCUCUAUCAUUAGGAAUUAACGUGUCGCAAAAAGAACAUUUCAUUGCAUUGCGUGCAAAAACAUUUAAGUGUAAUCACAGACGGUGAAUAAAAAAAUUCUGACGUUAUAACAGAUAUUUUUAUGGAUUUCUUGAUGAAAUUAUAACGUAAAUCAUUUGCAUGUUAUUUUGCUCAUGAAUUUAUGUAUUUGUGAUUUACAUAUUUUAAAGUAUUAACUAUGAGACAUUUAUAUAUUCCAGUUUUUUUGAUAGGGAUGUUAACGAUUCAUUUCCAAUUUAAAUUUUAAAAUUAAAACGUAGUUCAAUCGACUUUGGUCGAUCGAAACGAGAUAAUUCCUGAUCGCGUUUCUGUGAAAUUAUUGACAAAAUUAAGACAGAUUUUGUCCAAUGUUAAACGUUCCUGUUUUCUAAUAACGAUUCGAACAAAAUACAAGUUGAUGUCCUAAUUAAGAAAUAAGAAACAAGUAUUUAACACGUUCGCGACCGACGAAUUCGUUAAGUGUUUAUUUGGCUUCGUUAAAUAUUUACUAGUAACGAUUUAUCGUUUGAAACGAAGAACUUUUUUUUUCUUUGUUAAAGAAAAAAAGCAAAAAAGCAGAAGACUAAAAUAUUUUGAAAAUUAUUUCUGUGAGGGAUCAGGAUUAGAAUUUGAAAAGACGUGAAUUCACAUAAUUCACAAUAAAGCAUGUGUGAGUUGAUUUUUUUCCUACGCCAAGAUUACAUAAUGUUCGUAGGUUAUGUAUGAAAAUUGAUUAGAUAGAGGAAAUUUAUACGCUCCUGAUUUAUACAUUUAUGUAAAAAUGGACAGAAUGAUACGACGAACGAUAGCAGAAAAUUAAAAUUAUGAUAAUGCACAAUGGCGGAAAGUAGUUUUUAUCACGACGUAAAACAAAUCAUUUAGAUUCGAUUUUUUUCCUUCUAGCCGUAAUUUCCUCCAUGCCUCACAAAAGGGGAAGUGAGUUCAAUUUGAUUUUCUAGAGGGGCGGAGGGACAGAAUUCGAGAGUAAAUUAUUAACAGUGAAUUUUCUUGCAUUCUUUUAAAUGAAAAUUUAACUUUGUGAAAAUUUCUCUUCUUUCAUGCAUGUCAUGUUCUUUCGAAGCUUGUUCAGAUCAAGUCAAUGGGCGUUUUAGACUUCCUCCACGUCAAAAAUUUGCUUUUUGAAUAAUAAGAAUUAUGUGUCACAUAGGAGUGAGGCAUGGCCAAAGAAAGGUUGCGAACCACUGUUCUACAGGAUGGGCCAAAAGUUUCUUCUCAUCUAUUUUUUGUUAAUAAAACAUCAAAAUAUAAGAAAAAAACUGUUUUUAUUAACUUCAAAAAUUAAUAAAUUUUUUUAGUUUUUAUUGAUUUUAUUAACUUCAAAAAUUAAUAAAAUUUUGUAGUAGAAAGUGAUUUUUGGCUCACCCUGUAUUCAUGAAAAAUAUAAAUU
Heterotrigona itama is the source of this 2757-nucleotide messenger RNA. NCBI's taxonomy places the organism in Eukaryota, Metazoa, Arthropoda, Insecta, Hymenoptera, Apidae. The record is from the annotation of a GenBank genome assembly.